AUGGCCGACAUUACAGCAGUCUUCAAUACAGCGUUGAAAGCGAACAAUGCGCCACCGGUCACAUCGCAUCGCUAUACUAUAGAUCGACUCGACGAGUUUCUCAAAGAAGCAUACAGCAUCAAUGCCCGUAUAGCGGACCUCACUUCAUACCUCCGCGCGAUCAGGCCCUCGUACCUUUCUACUGCGCCCGCUCCUCGACGACCACAACGACACAACUCCACAGAUCACAACCCUACCCAGGAUACGACUCAGCGACAUUUGUCAGACACGGAAAGAGCCUCGAUCGAUGCUGAGGCCAAAGGUGUCUUGCGGCAGUUGCAUGCCGCUGUAGAACGGAUAAGUCAGACUGAGCAGAUCAGGCAAGAUACAGCAUCUCAUGUCGCGCUACGCAAACGGAACCAAGGCGGGCUCGGUGCUAUUGGAAGAUGGGCAGCUGGGGGUGCUGUCACUGCAAAAAGCGCAGAUGAAGAGGUGGAAGAGGCCAGGCAGAAGAUGCUGAACGCGCAUCGAGAGAGCAUCGUCUGGUUCCUGCAGGCCAAACUCAGAGAGGCUGGCACUCUUCAAAGCACAAUGAUGGAGAUCAGAAUACAGCGUGAAGUCGAGAAGAGUAAGAGCGUAUUGUACAAAGCAAAGGGAAGUAGCGCAGCAUACUCUCAAGGCUUCGAUGCUGCCUUGUCAUCCGGGGAGCCAGCGCCUCAAGGUCAGGAGAGAGCGGAGCCUCAAUUGAGCGAUGAACAGAUGCAGCUCUUCGCGCAAGAGAACCAGGACAUGAUGAAGCAUUAUCAGGAUACGUUGGAUCAAGUUCGCACGGCGGAGCGUUCUCUUAUCGAAAUCUCGGAGCUACAAUCGACCCUCGUCACAAACCUGACAGAACAGAAUGAGCAUAUCGAGCAACUGGUACAGGAUUCCUUCUUCACAACCGAAAAUAUUGGAAGAGGAAACAAAGAGCUCAAAAAGGCGAGUGAACGAACGAGCAGUGCAAGAAUCCUGUUCCACAGCACUUGCGCCUUCUGCGCCUUCCUGGUCGUAUGGGACUUGAUAUUCUAG
Messenger RNA from Aureobasidium subglaciale EXF-2481, 1047 nucleotides. RefSeq lists its product as uncharacterized. The record is from RefSeq and is a predicted model, not a curated record. Gene Ontology annotation, cellular component: SNARE complex; endoplasmic reticulum. The coding region runs from base 1 to 1047 and encodes 348 amino acids. Gene Ontology annotation, biological process: retrograde vesicle-mediated transport, Golgi to endoplasmic reticulum. NCBI's taxonomy places the organism in Eukaryota, Fungi, Ascomycota, Dothideomycetes, Dothideales, Saccotheciaceae. The transcript has 3 exons.